Molecule: messenger RNA, 924 nt
Organism: Trichomonas vaginalis G3
Lineage: Eukaryota; Parabasalia; Trichomonadida; Trichomonadidae
Exons: 1
Coding region: 1-924 (307 amino acids)
Source: RefSeq, a predicted model, not a curated record
AUGGUUCAAACAAUUUUCACGCAUAACCCGAGACUUUUAUUUGUCCAAACAGUUCCUCCACCAAUGGAUAUUACAGCACAGUUACCAAUUCAAUCUAUUUCAGUAGAAUUCAUAUAUCCAAGUUUUUUAUAUGAGUCAAUAUCAGAUAGAGCCAAAAAAGCUUUUACAGAUCUUUCUCAAUUUAACAUUGCAAACGUUUUUUCCGAGAAAUAUUGCUUUGUUCUUGAUCUUCCUGCAACUAAGAUUUCAAAUGAAGCUGUUGAUCCAUUAAUCAUGUUUUCUGAACUAAUGCACUUUCAAUAUUCAUCCAAGAAAGCUUGUUUAUACAGACAUCCAUUUGAAUUUGAUAUGAAUUUUAAAUGGAAGAAUUUAAGCAGUCCAGACUCAGAUCCAUUCCUCUUUGACCCACCUAGUACAUUGAAUAUCUAUCUAAGCAGCCUUGCAAUGAAUAUUCCGUUGACAAUCCAACAAAUCAUGAAAUUAACAGAACUUUUCAUUGAAAACAACCUUUGGAACAACAUUGACAUUGUUCAUCAAAACCAAAGCAUUAAACUAUAUAUGUGUGAGAUCUACAACAGAGAUCUUUGGACUUGUCCGCUUGUUUCUUUCAUUUUUUCACAAGAAGAUUACGGAUACAUUGUUUUUUCGAUGCUUCGAAGUGAUUCAUUUGUCCAAAGAGUCAGAUCGAAGCAGAUUGGAAAGUUUAAGAAAGGAGUUUGCUUAAACUGGCUUCCAGAUGGUUAUUCUGCAGGAUUUUUCUUUUUCAAACGUGAUAAUAUGAUUCUUCUUGAGUUUAUUGAGACAAUCGGAUGGGAUUUCGAUCCAGAACUAGCUGAUAAAACACCAGAACAAUACGCACUUAACAGAUCAAUGACUGUUGCAAAUUUGGCAUCAUUUAUCACAUCAAAUAUAUCUAAUCAAUAG